Molecule: messenger RNA, 3873 nt
Organism: Acinonyx jubatus (cheetah)
Lineage: Eukaryota; Metazoa; Chordata; Mammalia; Carnivora; Felidae
Gene: GATA2
Product: GATA binding protein 2
Exons: 7
Coding region: 765-2207 (480 amino acids)
Biological process (GO): positive regulation of angiogenesis; positive regulation of transcription by RNA polymerase II; cell fate commitment
Cellular component (GO): nucleus
Molecular function (GO): RNA polymerase II cis-regulatory region sequence-specific DNA binding; DNA-binding transcription factor activity, RNA polymerase II-specific; zinc ion binding
Source: RefSeq, a predicted model, not a curated record
GGUCUCCUAUGUCUGUACAAUGGGAGAGAGCAAGGAGAUUUGUGCACGGGGGCCCACUCCACCCACAGAGCUGGAUCUGUGCAUUGGAGGUGUGUGGAGAGCAGUUCCAGGUGACUUAGGGGACAGAGCUCUCAGUCUAUCGCCUCCCUCUCCCCAGGGGCCGCCUUAGGGACCCCCAGGAGGGAAAAAUGCCUUCUCCUGCCCGGAGGCGUCUCCUUCGAGCCGGCGCCGGCGCCAGUCCGGGUCUCCAUGGCCUCGCCCCAGGCAGUUCGGCCCGUUGGUCUGCGAAGGCCACGCCCGGGAAGGGGACGCCCCCUCCCCCUCUCUGGAGCCGCCAGCCAGGCCACCUCCACCCGGUCAAGCACAGUCCUAAACGGCCUCUUGUCCGAGGCCCAGGUGCCCACUCGAGCCCCGUAGUUCCUGCCCUUCACCGCUCCUGCUGUCUCGAAGCUGUCCUCCCAACCCCCUGCUCAGCCAUAGCCCGAGUCGGGGGAGGGAACGGCCUGGGAGUCGCGAGCUGGCGCCAGGGCGGCCGGAGGAUGCCGAGGGGCCGGAGCCGGGCGGGCCUGAGGCCGAGGCGCGCGCUGUCCCCCGCUCCUACUCCGUGAGCCCAGCCGCCUGAAGCGCCGUUCCUGAGCCCGCCACUCCCGGGGCUCCCGCCGGUGCUGAACCUCCGUCCCCGAGGCCGUGGCCCCCCUCCCUGCGGCGUUGCGUGUGGACGCCGCCACCGCCUCGGCCCAGAUCCCGAGCCUCCACUCCCGGCCAUGGAGGUGGCGCCGGAGCAGCCGCGCUGGAUGGCGCACCCCGCCGUGCUGAACGCGCAGCACCCUGACUCGCACCAUCCGGGCCUGGCGCACAACUACAUGGAGCCCGCGCAGUUGCUGCCUCCCGACGAGGUGGACGUCUUCUUCAACCACCUGGACUCGCAGGGCAAUCCCUAUUACGCCAACCCAGCCCACGCGCGGGCGCGCGUCUCCUACAGCCCCGCGCACGCCCGCCUGACCGGAGGCCAGAUGUGCCGCCCACACUUGUUGCACAGCCCGGGGUUGCCCUGGCUCGAUGGGGGUAAAGCAGCCCUCUCCGCGGCUGCAGCGCACCACCACAAUCCCUGGACCGUGAGCCCCUUCUCCAAGACGCCGCUGCACCCUUCAGCUGCUGGAGGCCCCGGAGGCCCCCUCUCCGUGUACCCAGGGGCAGGGGGUGGGAGUGGGGGAGGCAGCGGGAGCUCUGUGGCCUCCCUCACUCCCACUGCAGCCCACUCUGGCUCCCACCUCUUCGGCUUCCCACCCACUCCGCCCAAGGAAGUGUCCCCUGACCCCAGCACCACUGGGGCUGCCUCCCCAGCCUCCUCUUCCGCAGGGGGUAAUGCAGCCCGGGGGGAGGACAAGGAUGGGGUCAAGUACCAGGUGUCACUGACCGACAGCAUGAAGAUGGAAAGCGGCAGUCCCCUGCGCCCAGGCCUGGCUGCCAUGGGCACCCAGCCUGCCACACACCACCCCAUCCCCACCUACCCCUCCUACGUGCCCGCCGCUGCUCACGACUACAGCAGCGGACUCUUCCACCCCGGAGGCUUCCUGGGUGGCCCUGCCUCCAGCUUCACCCCUAAGCAGCGCAGCAAGGCACGCUCCUGUUCAGAAGGCCGGGAAUGCGUCAACUGUGGGGCCACAGCCACCCCUCUCUGGCGGCGGGACGGCACCGGGCACUACCUGUGCAACGCCUGCGGGCUCUACCACAAGAUGAAUGGGCAGAACCGGCCACUCAUCAAGCCUAAGCGGAGACUGUCGGCCGCCAGGAGAGCCGGCACCUGUUGUGCAAAUUGUCAGACGACAACCACCACCUUAUGGCGCCGAAACGCCAACGGGGACCCUGUCUGCAACGCCUGUGGCCUCUACUACAAGCUGCACAAUGUGAACAGGCCGCUGACCAUGAAGAAGGAAGGGAUCCAGACUAGGAACCGGAAGAUGUCCACCAAGUCCAAGAAGAACAAGAAAGGUGCAGAGUGCUUCGAGGAGCUGUCCAAGUGCAUGCAGGAGAAGGCCUCCCCCUUCAGCGCCGCCGCCCUGGCUGGACACAUGGCGCCCGUGGGCCACCUCCCACCUUUCAGCCACUCGGGACACAUCUUGCCCACCCCAACGCCCAUCCACCCCUCCUCCAGCCUCUCCUUUGGCCACCCCCACCCAUCCAGCAUGGUGACCGCCAUGGGCUAGGGACGGCCCCCCACAAAUGGACGGAUGGAUGCCGAGGAGGGUGGCCUGCGGUGCGAGGCUGGGCGCCCCUAGGCAGGGUGGGGUGGGGGCAAACCCUAAGCUGCCUGCCCUUCCCUGAAGACUGAUGGCACUCCCGCCAGCCCAGUCGGAGCCCCAAGCUGCCUCUCCUGUGGGCGCUCCACUCGGCCGUCGGCGGUCACGGUGAAGAUCCUCACCCAGGCUGGGGGGCGGCCUUGGCCCGGCUUCCUGCCCAGGUGGGGUUUCCAUCACGGACGAUUGUUUGGAGAACAGAACGGACAACUUUUUGAAGAGAAAAGGAGGGAGGCAGGGGAUAAAUGAAGAAGACCGUUUUUGGGAGGAGAAGGGAGUAGGCAAAAGUAAUUUAUUUUGCUCUUGUUUCUAACAAGGACUGGGAGACUUGGAGGUCCGAGCUGCCCUAGGUUCUCUGGGUCUUUUUGCGCCAAGUACCGCUUGGCCCACCUGCUUGCUAGGGCUCUGGGGGCAGGUGUGCGGGGCCCUCGGCCCGCACCAUCCCCUCUGGCUUCCCUCUCUGAAACAGCUGGAGCUCAGGUUGGGCUGAGCCAGUAUAGCCGGACCACCACCGGCCCGGGGAGGCUGAGCGGUGUGUGCCCUGGCAGCCCGGCCCUGGAGGGCAGAGACAAUCAUGGGCGGUCCUGCGCAGAUUCCCAGGCCAGGGCUGGGUCACAGGAAGGAAACAACAUUUUCUUGAGAGGGGAAAUGUCUCCCAGAUCGCUCCCCUGGCUCUGAGGCCGAAGCUGGUGUGACCCGUGUCCCCUUAACGAGCCUGAGCCACAGCCUGACUCCUCUGCCAGGUGGACCCCUGUACAUAACAUCCUUUUUCUGCUCACCCCUCGACCCCCUUCCCUCCCAUUCUGAGACAAAAGAAAAAAAAAAAAAAAUAUAUAUAUAUACAAAAGACUGCAUAAGCUUAACUCGCUGAGGAGUUAGUUGUUUUAUUUUUAAACUCAUUUUGGGUCCAGUCAAUUGUACGUUGCCACGGAAGCCCUUGCUGUGGAAAGGAAUAAAACCUACAAACCAAGGCUGUAGCUUCGCAAUUAUUUUUGGAAAAGUUCUUGGAUCCCACAGCCCUCGAACGGGGGGCUGGGGGCCUGGGGAGGGGCUUUGGCUGCUCUUGGCCUCCAGGGGCUGGUCUGGCAGGUGGCAGAGGCAGGAGUUGGGGGGUGGGUCCAGGGAGAGGCCACGACCCUGCCGGGGUCCCUGGAGACGCCUGGGUUGUGCUCUGCUUUGCUGUGGCUGUCUGGAUCCUUCCCAAGGUACAGCUGUACAUAACCGUGUCCGAGCUUAGAUUCUGUAUGCGGAGGUGGUGGGGUGCGGCGGCCGGCGAGGGCCGGCCCAGGACCAGGAUUGUGCUGAUGUAGUCGACCAAGUGCAAUAUGGGUAGGCGAUCGCUGCGGGGGCACCACAGCCAGAAGUAACUUAUUUUGUACUAGUAUCCGCAUAAGAAAAAGAAUCCGCAGUAUUUUCUGUUUUUAUGUUUUAUUUGGCUUGUUUUAUUUUGGAUUAGUGAACUAAGUUAUUGUUAAUUAUGUACAACAUUUAUAUAUUGUCUGUAAAAAAAUUGUAUGCUAUCCUCCUAUUCCUUUGAAGUGAAUACUGUUAAGAAUAAUAAAAUACUUUUUGUGAA